UAAUGCGAGUAGAAACAAAAUAUAAUGCGAGUCUAUACAUUUAUAUCAAGUGUGAGUUUAAUCCCUGCCUGAUCUUUCUCUCAUAUUUUAUCUGGUGGCUGCUUUCUGCAAAAUGUAUGUCUGAGAAAUUUUCUUUCUACAGGUCAUGAGUUGGAUACUAGGCUGGGGCACAGCUGAAAAUCGUAUUAAUUUGUCUUCUGAUGUAAACUGUUAACAAGCAGACCAAUUGUGUCCAUAAUUACUUUAGAUUUCUUUUGUAGUAGUACACAGGGUUGCCCACUGUAGGAGAGCAAGAUAUUUAUGCACAUCACACAUAAUAUAUACAGAGCAAUCGUUAGAGUUUCAAGGAGCUCAAAGCAAAGAUACCGUUCCAUUUGCCAGGAAAAAAACAUGCUUAUAUUUACAGAUCCCAUGGUCUCUGAGGAGAGACUUGGGAUGGGUUUAGAAGAUGCAAGCAUACCUGAUGAGCAAGAAAGCAGUGCUGGACAAGAGAAUUUGACCCUCAGAAUAAAAGAGCUGGAGAAAUUGGAGCAAAAACUGAAACACGCUUUAGAGGACUACAUGGAGUCAGACUCUGUGCUAAGAAAUAGGAUGAAAGAGCUGGAGCUGUCACACAAAACACUUCUUGUGAUGAUUGAUCAACUAAACAUGAAGGUGCACCAUUUUGAAAAUGCAAACGUGCGUGUUAAAGGGAAACUGCGAGAAGUUUGGGAGGAGCUGCUGACCUUGGUUGAAAACCAAGAGAAGUCAGAGAAGAAACAAAAGGAGAGAUUACAUUGGCUUCAGAAGCAGCUGAAGACAAAAGAAAAUGAACUAAAAAGCCAAUCUGAGUAUUUUGAGCACUACAAACAGAGGCAGAAGCAACAGACAGCUGUGCUGAAAAAAAGGGAAUGUUACCUUCGAGGUGAGGUGUUUAGACUGGAAAAGCAAGUGCUAGAUCUCAGUGACCAUAUUGCUCUUUUGACAUCUGAGUUAGGAGAGGGAAUGGCACAGUGUCUCCAUAAGAAGCUGGAAUCAGCAUCCAAAAGCAUGCAGAGCUAUAAACUUUCUAAUAUGCAACUCACGGAAUUGAAAAACUCCAUUGGAAAUGUGGAGCAUGACAUGAAAAGCCACUUUGAGUCAUUUCAGAAAAACCUGAAGUUCUUAAGGGAUAAAGAGGAAGACAACAGAAGAGAAAGAGCAGACCUGCUGACUCAGCUCCAGUGCUCCCAGGACGCUGAAGACUUUCUUAGGAGAAAAUUAGAAGAAGCUUGUCAUCAUGUUUACAGUCUGAAACUAUCUGAAAUCAAACUACAGGAACAAGUGAACAAACUUUUGGAUGAAAACAAGGAUUUAAAAUAUCAAGCUAGAGUGAGGUUAAAAAAGAAAGAAGAAAAGAACUCACAGCUUACAAGGCCAGAAAGUACAGACAACAGUCCUGACCUGAACAGAGACCUACACCAACAAGAUGUUCAAAACCAGAAAAGGGGAGCAAUCUCAGAUCAAUGGAGAAACACUGCUGCUAAAACUCCAGUUGUGCUGCUGCAUGCCCUGGAGUAUGAAACACCGGAAUACAGCUGUGAUGGGCCUAAACAGACAAAAAAGCUGCGAGAACUGCGGCCACUUUUGGAGCACAGUUCCAGCACCUUUGCAAACGCUGCUGAAGAACUUGGUUUAGCUGAGAUCAGACUGGUCACCCUAGGAACAAAAAGUACAGGUGCUUCGGAAGACAGUUUCACUGUGUUUAGAUGUACCCCAAGCUAUCCUACAGCAAGACUGCUUCCACCUUGCUCUGAAAAAGUAACUAACAGUGAAACAAGCAAAGGAAACAGAGAUGAAGAAUACUUUUCUUUCUUGAAAGAACAAGCUAUAUAUCUACCAGCAAAAAUGUUUCCUGUUUCUGUGGUUGAAGAUUUGAUGAGAAACAAACCCAACAUUAUCUUUUUAAAACCUGAAAGCUACAAGGUAGAAACUGUCACAACAGUGAAGAAAGUGAGGAGUUUGGAUUUCAGUGGGGCAAAUACCAGUCUUUGCUUGGGUGGUCCGUGUGUUGUUUCAGAAGAAGGUUUUUCUGAUAAAGCUCCUACAGCUCUUUGCAGAAAAACACCAUGCUCUGUGACUGAAAAUUUUGCAUCCUCUCUUCAAAAAUGCAGGGUGGAAAAACAUCAGCAAAAUAAAUUAAUUCUACCAAAAAGCAUAAGAAAGAAUAAAAGUUCAGAUAAAAGUGUUCGUGAUAGAAAAUAUCACCAAAAAAUCUUUAGAUCGAGAAUUAAAGGAGAAGAAAUACAGAAUGAGAAAUCCCAAGUACAACAAGUAACCUCUGCUUUUGGAGAAAAUUCUAAUGUUUUAAAUCAGAGCGGUUUGAUAAAGCCUGAGAAGCAAGGAAUUGAAGCUGAAGACAAACAAGGUAGUCCACAAGGUGUCCACAAAAUAUCUGUUGAUGUGAAAGACUUUCAGGUGCAUUUCAGAGGGAGUCCUGAACAAGUGGAGAAACAGGGAAGACUCUCAGAAAUCUGCAUCUCUGAUGUGAUGAGGGUGUGCAAAGAUGGAGACAUGAUGAAAAUGGAAGAGGAAGAGAAGAAACCUCAGAAAACGACUGACCAAAUAAACCCUUCACGAAACACUGGACUGGAAGAAAAAAAAGUCCAGUUCCUGAAACUACAUGAAUCAAAUGAGAAGAAUUUCUCAUGUCAGGAAAUUGCGGCUGAAAACACGCAAUAUGCGUACCCUCAGAAAUGUCUUUGGUCAGAGGAAGAGGGUUAUCCACUAAACAUAUUGUCUCCUAUGCAGAAGGGAUUGGUGUGCUUAAGCAAGCAGUUUCUGCCAGAGAACAAUUUUUCUGAGUAUUUCUGUCACCUGUCACCACCUGCAGUGGUUCAUGAGCAUAAUAUGAAAGCACAUGCAUUGGAAAAAUUGGUGGCAAUGUGUUCACAGAGGAUAUUCCAACUGAUGCAAGAGAAUGAAAACUACUUUAAAAAGGUCCGUAUGUUACAGGAGGAGAAUGAGAGAUGUGUUCAAAAGAUGUGUGCACUGGAAGAGGACAUGAAUGCAUAUUUUCAAUACGCUUUAGAUGUUGAUGAAGAUAACAUUGUUUCUUUUCAAAAUUUACUUAAUGAGAAUGAAACUGUUGGUAAAUGUUAUAAGAUGUCAGAAGGAAAUACCAAGAGCCCAGGAUCAAUUUUUGCUAAAACCAUCUCUAAGAAUCUCUCUUAUGUGGAAGACAAAAGUAGGGAUUUGGGGAAAGACUCAUUAACAGCUGAGUCAGAUGAACUUCCCAAGAGUGCUUUACCUCUAGAUAGAAAGAAAAUUAGAUAUUUUCAGCUUCUUUCUGACCUGAAAGAAGAAAGAAGAAGAUGCUUCAAAGAAAUAGCUAAACUAUUACAAGACAAGGAAAACUAUAUAGCAAAAUAUAAUGAAUUAACACAAGAGAGAGAGGGAAACUUAAAAAGAAUAUCUCUUUUAGAAGGUGAAAAAGAAAAUUUAUUGGGAAGUUUGGCAGAAAUAAAAUGUGAACAAGAUAAAUACCGGGCCUUGGUCUCAGAACUUCAGGAGUGCAAAAGUAGCUGUUAUCAGACUAUUUCUGACUUGCAGGAGGAAAAAUGUGUUUUGAAAGGAGCUAUAGACCAAAUUAAAAAAGAAAAUGCAGAACGACUUGGUGAAUUUCAGAAAGCAAAUGCAGACUUCAUUUUAGAAAACAACAAAUUGAAAGAAUUGAUGUAUUCUUUGGGUUUCACCUACGAAGAUCUGAGAAAAGAAAAUAGUUUGGGAAUAAAGGAAAAGGUGGUAAAAAUAAAAGAAGAAAAUAAAUCUCAACAGUAUGGUGCUAAGCCAAUGACAGUUGAAACAGCAUGUAGUGUAACUCAGACUGAAGAAGAAGGAAGAGACCCUUCCAUCUAUUUCCACAGGAAAGAGGGCAGCAGGUCUGAAAGCUACAGUGCGAUGAAAGAGCAAGUGGAAAGGACAAAAGAGGAAUUAAAAACACAGCAAAAGGAAUUAGAAAAAUCAAAAAAAGAGGCUCAGAAAUGGUACAGGGAACUUGGUUUUGCUGAAACAAGAUAUGAAGAAAUCAAGACUCAUUUAACACACGUUCUCUCAGAAUUAGACUGUCUUAAACAAGAAGCUGGAGACAAAACUCUUGGAAAGCAGCACUGCAGAUUCAUGCCAAUGUACACCAUGAAAGAUGCGCAGGAAAUGGAGGAAAAUAAAAUAUCCAGUAAGAGAUUACAGCAGCAAGUACUGACCUUGAAAGCCCAGCUCAGGGACCAGACUGCAUUACAAAAUCAGUUUCACGACUUGCAAAAUAAAGUGGAACUCCUUCAGGCUCAGCUAUGUGAAAAGACAAAAGAACUCCAGGAGAGAAAGUCUGAAGUAAUGUUGACACUAGCUCCUCUAAAGGCUAAGUUGGCUUGCCUGACCAGAAAAUGCCAGGAAAGAAACAGCUUCAUUACCAGGAUGCAUGGCGAGUUUCACCGUCGAGGAUUUAACAACUCCAUGUUUGAUGAAGAGGUGAGAAGGCUGGUGAAUGACAUUGCCCUAGCAGAGUACACAGCCACUUUCGCAACAACAUGUAAUCAGGAGAUGCUGCCAUCUUCCACAGACAUUUCAGAGGUCAGUGCACAGUCAGAGAAUCAUGAGGCUUUGGUCAGAGUGAGCAGAACGUCAGGGUCAAUACCUGCAAACUCUCUGCAAGAGGCAGAUGGCAUCCACAGUUCUCACAUCACUCCAAAUAUGCACACCAGUUCUUCUGUAAAAUUAACAAGUCCAGAGAGGAUCAUAGCGUUGCAUCGGGAACUAAGACAAAACUAUCACAGAAAUUGCCAGCUACCUUCAUUUGUCUCCUCCAAUACAAGCUCAAAGGCUGACCCCAACCUGUCCGUGACUCAUGAGGAAACACCUUGGCCUCCACUCCAAAAGAUGAAGAAUACACUGGAGCUUUCAGAGCGUGACUGGUCCAUGCAGGGGACGGACUGCUUGUCCAAAUGGGAUGAUGUAUUUGGGGGUCAAAUAGGAAAUCAGCAUGCAAGUGCUAUUCCCCAGGGAAUUAAACAGAAAGAUGUCAUUACAAAUAAUGCAUGGCUCUCUAGAGAAAAAACAGAUGGCUCAACCUCAGCUACCACAGCAAAAAGCUCUUUGUCAGACAUGUUGUCAGCAAGUAAUAAAGGUCGAAAUCCUGUGGGAAGAAAUCAGCUGCAUGGGAAAGAAUAAAAACCUCAGAAAUAAAACAAGGUAAAGCAUAUUAGCAAUGUGAUACUCCCAUUGUCAUACUACUUUGUAUGUAUAAAAAGUACUGCUUAUUUUUUAAACCAAAAAUAUUUUACUAGAUGUUUGAGGUGUCUGGAAAAUUUACGUGAGAAAGAGCUUUAAUAAUUUUUACGAUCAGGAUUUCUUAGAACACUUUAGACAACUGAAACCAGCAGAGUUUUCAACCGCCAGGCUGCUUCUCAAUUUUUGCUUUACCACUUGUCUAUGAUUUGCUUUUCCUUUAACUGUGAAACAAUGUAUUAAAUCACUUUUGCUUUUACAUGCAACCCAUUUCCUCGGAGUGCAGUGGCAACUUCUGAAAAAAUAUCUGGCUUGAGUGACAGGAACUUAAGGAGAUAUUGUGGCGUGGACUUCCUAAAUUCCUGCUUUAUGUAAAAGUGGCAGUAGUUCUGCUGUUAGUAGUUCAUUAAUGUCUUAGGAUUUUUUUUUCUUUUUUUCUUUUAGUAAGCUGACUUACAACAGGAUACUCACUAUGUGUUCCUGUAGAUGGUAGUAUCCAUAAAACACCAUCCUUCAAUUGUUACUUUUAAGCCCUUUAUUCAAAUUCCAGUUUAAUUUUAGCAGUUUUACUGGACUUGUUUCAGCGUGCUUCUUUAGGUUACUGCUUGGGCGUCAUGAGUACCAUAACAUCAGAGCUCCUGGGGUGGAUACUGAGAUGGCAAACCCCUAUACCUGCAGUAAACACAAGUGAAGGCAAUGCCAGGCCAGCUGCUCUAGCGUAGUUGUGGUAGAGCUUCCUUGUGAGCCUGACUCAGAAAUAGAUGUGGUCAAGUCUGUGUGAACCUUUGAUGGAACCUGGGGUAAUGGGAGGAAGCAGAAAGGAGGUAUGUGUGAGCCAAGAUAAUUGGAGUCUGGAAAAUUUAACAGAGCAUGACUGCAAAUUCCCCUGAACACUUAAGUGCCAUUUAUGUUGAGAUUCUACCAACCAGGGUUGAUAUUUUUGGAAACUCAAUUCUUCAAAUUUCCUAGUUCUCAUUAUUUUUAAUCACUUUUAUUAAGAAAGGGCAUUUUUAACACACAUAAAUUUGUGACACUCUUCUGUGCUUUUUCUCUGCCUUCACUGAUUACCUCCAGUUGGUUCAUAGUGCAUUACUGCUUUGUUUGAUGCUGCUCCUCCAAAGCCAGAAACAAAAUGACUGGUUUUGAAGAAGUGUUAAUACACACAUUCACUCCUCAUGGUGGGAAACCCAUCUUAAUUUGCUCAGUAAUGUAGCAGAGCAAUUGCUUACAGCAGUAACUGAAUUGGUCUUCAUCCAAAACCUCUUUAGAAAAUACACACCAUAUGUCAUGGGAAACAGCCACUGGAACCGAUGUUUUAAAGCAGAGACACCUAUGAGUAUCCAACGUCUGGAAUUCUGCUCUCAUCUGUCUUCAUAUUCUCUCUAAUGCUGGCCAGCAGUUCUGAAGAUAAAUCUGAUGUCCUGCCACAAGUUGUCUUAUUUAAGUCUAGGAUAUUUUGAUGUAGAAAAACACAUUAUUUGACAUGAUAGCUUUCAUAUUGAUAAAAUGAUGCUUUAAAAACCAGCACUUAACGAAAACUUUUUUAGAGCUUCAUCUUGCUGACAGUAAAUUACAUGAACUGGUUGCUCAGGUCAGCUAGAGGUCAGAUGAUAAUACAUGAAGCGUGUUAAUAAUAAGGGUAUUAAUAAUGAUAUUGUAUGAUGGUAAGAUAGCCUGUUAUCAUAAAUCCCAUAGUAUUUUACCAUGAAAUUAAGCCUUUCUCUGUCCAUUCUCUUUUAAUCAAAGAUAACUAUGGUUUAUCUAUUAUGCUUCAUGUUACAGCUAAGUAGGUUAUUAUUACCAUUAUAUUAUUAUAACCAUUUUUCCUUCUGUUGAAAUUAAUUAUUUCCUGAACAAGGUCUGCAGACACACACAGUUGUAGUUGUGGGAACAGACACUUGCAGACAUAUUACCAACAAGGAGCUGCAUAUUACGUAGUAGACUCAAGAAAUUCCUCAGGCAAAUAGGUUAUUUGCUGGCACUUUGUAGCUUUGCUCUGCAAGUCAUAGAUUUUAAUUAAAAUCCUGUAGCCCUUUGUUGUUUUUUUUUUUUUUAACUCUUUGAGAAAUGCAUUCUUCCUACAACAACAACAAAAAUUAAAUAUGUGUAGAUACCACAGUUCUAACUUUUCUAUCCAUUUCCAUUGCUUUUUACUUCCGCUAAGUAAAAAUGCAAGAUUUUAGAAACUGCAGUGGAGGAAUGCUAGUAAUUUAGCAGCGUUCGUUUGCAUUGUUACCUACAACAGCCCUAGGAAAGAUUAAUCAUCUAAAGGCUCUUUUUGAAACUUCUGUCCUACUCCAUUUCAUCUCAACACUGAGUAGACAAAUGAGAAAUGAUAGUCAUAUGAUGCCAAAUAAUUUUGUGCUAAUUGAUAUACAAGAUUAGAUGAUGGUUUACAUCAGCAACAAGGUCUUUCAAAUUCUUUAAACACUGUCAUUUAUAGAAACCAGCUCCAAGACGUACAGUGGCAGGCCAGAUGGUUUGCAUACUGGUGUCCUGCCAAGCUGAAACCCUUUGGGAUUCUGAGCUUGCUGAGUGAUUCAUACAGAAUGAUUAAUACUUCCUCUUAUUCUGUAAAUUAUUUGUUUGGGGUUUUUUUUUGUUUUUGUUUUUGAAACUGAGGGUUGGUAACAGCAUGCUUAAAGAACACAUCUGAACAGUUUGUGUUAAUUAUCUGUUGCUUGGUACCCAAGGACUGCUCAAGUCAAAUGGCAUUAUCUGAGAUUGAUGGGUUUAUCAGCACACCUAGAGGGAAACUGGACAUCAGUAUACAUCCUACUAACCCGCGCUCUCAGAGCCUGUUUUCCAUCAAGACCCUUUCAGUUACAAAGAACUUGUUAGAAACAUGACAAAGAUGUUUGCUAGGAUCAACAGUUCACGUCAAAAUCAUUCUUGUUAACACCUUCAGGUAAUCUUUGCUCUGUUCUUUUUUCCAUGCUUGAACUCACCAGAACUAAGGGCAAAAUACCUUACUUCAGCAGCAAAGAUUUUUCUCUCUUUUUUUAAUGAAGUAUUAUUUAGAAAUAGAAUAUACAUGCAGUACACGGAAGUAGUAACCUGAAAUGGAGCACACAGUGUAUUUUAAUGGCUACAUGAAAGAUAAACUUAGAAAAUAAAAUGAUGGUGCAGCUCAGGCAAAAAAGGGAGCAAAACUUAGUGUGAUCAAUGGAAGUGAUGCCACCAUUAGAUCUAGGUUCUCAUGACAUUAGGAGAAAAGGGGAAGGGGUUCUAUGGAAGCCUAUCACUUCCUGUCUAAUGCUUUUCUCAUACUGUAAAAAUCUUUAUGAAUAUACAAGAUCUGGUGAUGAAAUUGGAGGCUCAGAUCAUAGUAACUCAGUCUCAUGCUCAGGACUCACAUUGUUAUGGGUCAGUAUAAAAAUGAAUAUCCAAUGAUUGUAUGUUCUGCAGUCCUUAAUAAAUCACGAUUACAUUUUUGGGUGGCAACUCUGAUGUGUAAGAAUGCUAUCUGGUAUCUUCUUAGAAACAAUCUUUUCCUUUAGUCCUUAAGCUGAUGAAUAUUAAAGCCCCUUAUUAAAACCAGAUCAUGCAUGGAAGGUUUUUUCAGUGCUGACCUUUUUCAUAUGGACUGAUUAAACCAAGAAACUCCCAGAUCUAUUUGUGCAAUUGUACUCUUAGCAGGCCAGCCAGCUGGUAGCUUUGACUUAAAUCUAUCAUUCUUGCAGCAGAUUUUUCUUGUGAAUAAAGAGAAUAUUGUCUUUCCCCAGACUGUGUCCUGGAUCUUACCAGUCAAUAUAAUGGCGAAUCAUAGGACAUUGUGUUCCUUUACACAUAAAUAUAUAUGAAAUAUUUAUGAAUAUUUGUAUCCUUACCUAUGUAUAAAUGCAGGGGACUGGCAUAAAUGAUGGUAAUAUAAAAUAAUUGGAAAGUUACUUUCUGCAGAGAAAAAGAUCAAUGUUUGUAUAAAAUAUUCUUAACACUUUUUUUUUUUGUCUUGUUUUUAUAUGCAUAAAAUCUUGAAAUUUUGCUCCUGUACUGGAAACUAGACUGAUUUGCACCCUUGUUGAAGAUCUUCUGAACUCUAGUAAAAAGCUUGAGGAUAUUUUUACAGAUGAUGGGUCAGGUUCACAGCAUGCUACAGCAGCUCUGUUUCAAUCUAGUGACCCAGACCAGCUGUUACCCUGGCUUCUCAGGCACUGAGGUCAAAGGAUCAAGGAUAGAAAGAGAGGGGUGUGGUUUUAUUUUUGUUUGUUUGAUUGAUUCUUUGGUGGUGUACAAAGAACAUUUAGUCAACAAUUAAUCAGAAAUUAAAGUGUUACCUAUUCUGUCACGAUGCGAGAACAUCAAGCAGGGAAUUUCAGCAAAGGAUUCCUUGAAGUUCACUUGAGUUGAACUUGCACUACUUACUUUUAGACAAGAGUGAGAAGCUUUGAAUGGUGUGGCAUCUCAGCAUACUGCUGUCUGGCAAAGCGUUCUUUAAGUGGGAAGCUCCUAGAGCACGUUGUCAUUUUUUGUAGCGUGGCUCUAAGGCUGAAAGUUAUGAGUGAUUCAUUCUUGCUCUGAGCCACAGCUAGAAAGGGAGAACGUGGCCAUCUACUGGUGCCCUGCCUUGCCCCCACCAUCUGCUGGGUGCCACCUCUCUGCUUUCCCAUCUGUAGGCUGAGGACUCCGUCUCUCAGCAGCCACAUCUUAGUUUCCAUCUGGCUGCAGACAGUCCCUUCUGGUGAGGGGGCUGUAAAAUAAAUCUAGGAGUGAGGCUGCCUUUGGCAGUAGCUGGAGGGCACUGAUAGUUUAUGACUGUGCUUGGAGCUUACCUUGGGGUGCACAGAGUUGUUCUCAUCUCUCAGAAGACAUCUUUCAGUUUAGGACGGCUCAGCCAAUCUCUGAACCUUCACAGCAGCAAAUGUUGUCUGUUUUGGAGGCAGGGAGUUUGUAAUUAUCUCUUUAGUAACUAAGCUUGAAUUCUGCUUAAUUUGGGAUCAAGAAAGUCGGAUUCCUUACACCAAGUGUGAAGUUAAUCUCCUGAUGUCUGUAACAGUCCUGAAGAGAAAUCAGCACUUGGUCUGCAGGACAGGGUUCAUCUCACAACAGUGUAGAUCUAAAACAGGCACUGCAAUCCAUACUCUAGAGCUGACCCUUCAGUUCACUGACUGUAAAGCUGAGGCAAGGGGGAUCUUGAAUGUCAGGUCUGUACUGCAGAAGAAAGGGAAUGUGAUUCCUAUCUUCCUCCUGUGUCCUAAACAGCUGCUGUCUCGUAAGAGAUAACUGACUUUAACACUCUUUUUUUUAAUGAUGUUCUAUCUCUUUUUUGAAUGUUCUGCCUGAGGACUUUUCUUCUGUACUUAUUCCUUGGAUUAUCUAUGUAGUUUCAUCUUUAUUUAUGUUCUUCAACUCUUUUGAAUUCACUUUAAGGCAUUUAGGUAACAGUUUAUAAAUAUAUUAAAUAGGAAAUAAAAGGUGUAUGUAAAUCUGAAGCCUUAUUGACCUGACAUAAAUUCUCUGGGGCCACAAGAGAUCAGAGACAACAUUCAUCAAGUGAGGCAUUGAGCAUACAUCUGGUGCUAAUACUCAGGAGUUUUAGCAUAAGAAUAGAAUAAAUUCACUCUUCUUCAUCUGUGAACUGUGCACUACUCUUUACUUGCUUAUCCCCUUGAAAAGUGCAAAAUAGAACAAUGUGGAAAAGAGUAGCAGCUUAUAAAACAGUGUAUUCAAGUGUUGGAUUCAGCCUGGCUUGUGGUAAGUUUUCUUCAGUGGAUUCAUACCUGCAGUCACUGUCAUUCUUCUGGGAAAUCACGUAAGCACAUAUUUCCUUUAGAGGGCUUCUGACCUCUUUUGUGUUCUUCUCUUUAAUUUCUUUGUCCUAAGUAAGGUGAUAUUAAAAGAAAUCCUUGGCGGUAUGCUUCCCUGGGAGCUUUACAGAGGGUAAAGGAUAGAAGCAGUUUCUGCUGCUUCUAAAUUAAAAGCAAUUGCUCAGACUCUUGCAAGUCUCCAGAAGAUGACAUAUUUGCUAAGAAUGUGUGCAGCCCUGUGCAUGGGCAAACUGAACGCUGGGGAAAGAAUAAUGUGAUAGUCAAGACACAUCCUUCAGUUUAAUAAACCAUUUUGAGAAGAAGGCUCUUCCUUAAUUUAAAAGUAGUCCUGGGAAAAAAAAAAACAUAAUCUAAACUUUAGCAGGAAAGUAAGCACUCUUAUCAUUUGAAAUAAACAGACUUUUCUUUAAACAUACUUUUCUUUCUUCUGUAGUACUGGGUAACUUCCAUAGUAUGUUAAACCUGUUGUAAAUCAAUGGUGUAUGAACAAGGUUAUUAUAUUAGCAGUAUUAUUAGGAAUAAUAGCUUAUAUUCCUUGAAUUUAUAAGCAUGCAUGUUUUAUUUCCUAAACUAGCUUUUCCCUCAGAAGAGGUUGUCUUGUCUGUAAGACUUAUUUGUAAUAUCAUGUUAUAUGCUAUAAAAUGAAUUACUACCUUUGA
Molecule: messenger RNA, 11668 nt
Organism: Gallus gallus (chicken)
Lineage: Eukaryota; Metazoa; Chordata; Aves; Galliformes; Phasianidae
Gene: C4H4ORF50
Product: chromosome 4 open reading frame, human C4orf50
Exons: 14
Coding region: 301-5184 (1627 amino acids)
Source: RefSeq, a predicted model, not a curated record